AUGAGGAAAGGCACGAAGUCCAACUGGGAACUAAAUCUUAGAAGGCCGGUGGUGGCCCAGAGCUUGAUCCGGCGCAGAAGGCCAACACCUGCCACACUGUUCAGAGUAGCAGACCAGGCCUCCCCUGAAGAUGACCAGUCCACCCAUCAGUGGGUCGUCGGGGAGAACGGCGUGCUUAAACCCAAGAGGGUCAAUCCCAAUGUGUACCAGCCGCCGUCACUGAGAGCCGUGCAGAAGAUGGCUGAAGCUCACAUGCAGCACCUAGGUGUCUACCCCCCUCUGGAAGACUUUGAGGGGGAAGAGUACCAUGACUACCACUGGCAUGAGGAGGAGGGGGAGGAGGAGGAGGGGGAGGAGGAGGAGAAAUCCCCCAGCCAAGGUGCCGAUCAGAAAGAUACCCCCACUGCUGAAAUAACAGAAAAGGUGUCAAACGUGACGAUGAUGUCCAAACAGGUCCAGGAGGAUGACGACGAAGAGGAGGAUGAGAAAGAGGAGAUGAAAGAGGAGGGAAAGACAGGAAAACAGACGGGGGAGUGACUGAUGAAGGGCGGCAAAGAGUGGGAGAGGAGAGGGGAGAGAGAGGGUGUGUAAGAGUGUCAAAUAUUUUUUAACUCAAAAACAUUAAAUGACAGGAGUGGAUGUGCAGGUGUGUGUAUGUGUGAAUGUGUCUGACGUCAGUGUAGUAUUUGAGAAUAAAAAGUGUGUUUGUGUGCGGAUUCUAUCUCCAAGUGACUAACUCUGGAUGCUGUUGACAAGUAUGAAUAAAUGAAUUAGCAAUAAAGCUGUAUGUUUGAAAUCGCCAGAGAAUUGGAGAGAGACAUGGGUGGGAGUUGGCAGGUGAAGUUGAGGUACAGGUCAAAGUGUUUUAUAGAUGUGCCCUUUAUGGCGUGGCGAAGAGUGAUUCAACAGCACAUUAUGUCAGUCAAGCUAAACACGUCACUUUGGCCCCCGUGUCUCCAUGAACAUGAUGGGAGUAGAAUGGUUCAAGGUCCCCAAGGUCACCAAGGUCACCAAGGUCACCAUGAUCAGAUGCCUCCCAGUGUAACACUAGUCUUAACCUCCAUGUCAGAGGGUCCCAUUUUUGUGCUUGAGUUUUCUCAGGCCACUCACACAAACACACUCACACAAACACACACACACAAACACACAAAUACACAUACACCUUUUUACUGUAUGCAAAUAACAAUAAUAUUAUGGGCACCUUUCUUAUGAGCUUGAAAGACCUGCGUGACACUUUCAAGCUACGCAUCUCGUUUUGCCCUGGCCCAAACCGAACAUCUGGUUGAAAACAAAAUGUGAAAUACUUUGGUCUGCUCAAAGAAAAGGGCUUAUACUGCCAUCAAGUGGUUGUAGUCAGAUAUAACAGGGAAUGUUUCUGCACAACUAAAGGAUGGCACAGAGUAACUUUACUCAAACCCAUUACUUCAUAUUUUAGAAAAUAUCUUGUAUAAUUCUACCUCUGAAAAAUGUAACCUGGCCAACGUUUUUUUGUGGAUAGCGUCACAUGGUUUGUAAUAGUUGCAGAAAAAAAAUCUCCACAAUUUUGUACACAUGUAUAGUUCUUUUUCUUAAACCUACAGUUCAGAGUAAAACGUAGUUCAUCCUAUCUGUGACUGGACACACUUAUACUGUCUGGAUGGUUGUACAGGCCCAGUCUAAUUUGCUGAUGAUUAAUAAUGUGGUUGCACAGCCUCUCUCACAGUCACACAAGCUCUCCCUCUCUCCCUGCAACAGUGGAACACCACAUCUGGGCGUUAAAAUGCUUUAUACUAUCUGAACGUUGUUAUCAUCAUUAUGUCCGAGCGUUGUUCAACUGCUUGAUGCAACUGAACAGAUAAGUGUACACAUGUUUCUGAUAAAGGGUUUUCUUCAUUUCCAAUAAAACACUGUUGUUAUCUUCUCUA
Molecule: messenger RNA, 1904 nt
Organism: Hypomesus transpacificus
Lineage: Eukaryota; Metazoa; Chordata; Actinopteri; Osmeriformes; Osmeridae
Gene: ppp1r1b
Product: protein phosphatase 1, regulatory (inhibitor) subunit 1B
Exons: 6
Coding region: 1-537 (178 amino acids)
Biological process (GO): intracellular signal transduction
Cellular component (GO): cytoplasm
Molecular function (GO): protein phosphatase inhibitor activity
Source: RefSeq, a predicted model, not a curated record